AUGGAGGAAAGGGCACAGGAUUCCCCAUCCCCCCCACAGAUUCAGAGCAACCUCUCGGCGUUGUCCCAAAGGUUCACACCACAACAGCUGCUGACGGCUUCGGCCGUCAUGAAGGCAAUGGCUGAACUGUCCUCGGGGAGGACAGAGGGAAAUCAGAUCGUGGUUACCGGCAGUCGCCCGGGUGCGAUGCCGGUUAGAAAUCUCUACGAAACCCUAGAGCAUGAAGUGGUACUGCCAGCACAACCUGAACCAAUACUUAUACGCAGUGAAAAUCCGGGUAGAAGAAAAAGGCAUAGCUCUCGGCGCAGAGAAAGGUCCACUAGACGCCGAGAGUCGGUAUCAGAACAAGAAGGGUCGGUUCCUGCUGGUAGGGAAUCGACACCGUACCACGAGGAGUACAUCGUGCAAUCUCCACAGCCGGGUUGGAAUAGAUAUGAAGGAUAUAUACCUCACCAGGAGCCGAUGAGGCGAACCAUACACCCCAAAGACUCCCCACUAUGCAGGGGUAUACUGGAACAGCCUGUGGAGAAAGUAAAGAUGCCGACGUGCAAAUACAACGGAACCACAGACCCCGAAAAUUAUUCCACCGCUUUCGAACAACACAUGAUGCUGUAUUCUGACUCAAAUGCCAUGUGGUGCAAAGUGUUCCAAACCACAUUAUCAGGGGUGGCAGCCGAUUGGUAUAAGAAGUUGCCGGCUAGAUCGAUAUUCAGUUUUCGGCAGAUACAAGAGGACUUUGUGAGGCGAUUCAUUAGCAAGGUUGAACGAAAGAAAACAUCUGGAGAGUUGAUGUCAAUCUCACAAAGGCCGAAAGAACUGCUGAGAGAGUACCUUACCCGGUUUAACAACGAAUCCAUCACCAUACCAGAUUUACAGCAAGAAAUAGCCGUCUUGGCUCUGUUGAGAGGGAUGCAAGAGUGCGAGUUCAAAAGGUACCUGGGAAGAAAAUCAUUUACCUCGCUGGGGGAGGCCUUGAGAAAAGCAAAUGAGUAUAUCAGAAGUGAUGAGCUGAUGCUAAUAUCACCCCUGGGGGGAAAUCAGGCAGUACAAUCGGCCAGGAAGGAUCAUGUUCCCAUACAGCAACACAAUUACCGAAAAGAUAACAGUAGAAAGGAGGGCCAUCAGCAGAGAGGGGGAUACCCGAAUAGACAGCCGGUAGGGGCUUAUCAGGUGUACACUCCCCUCAACACCGCCAGAGCUACUAUCUACGCAGUAAAUAAAUCGGCAUCGUGGAGAAAACCAUUAUCGAUGGAUGCUCCAGGUAACAAUAAGAAUUUUUGUGCUUUUCAUAAUGAUCAUGGUCAUUACAUGGAGCAUUGUAAAGAGCUCAAGGAUAACAUCGAAGAGCUGGUAAGAAGGGGAUACCUGUCCCAGUACAGGAUUCGACAGGAAGGCCAAGGAGGAAAUAAUAGACAGGGCAGUUCGCAUAGUCAUGCCCCAUAUAUACCUACUCAGCCGGGGUAUUCACAGCCCGCUGGUAGGAUUGAACAGGCACCACCAUCCCGACAAGAAAUCCGGUCUUUACCGGAAACGAGUAAAGAUGGGGCUGAUAGGGGAAAAAGACCCACUAUCUGGGUGAUCUCUGGAGGGCCCGUGCAUGGAGGUACAGUUAGCGGGGCGAUAAAAAAUCUAGAGGAGCACAGGCACCUGGUGAGUUACCAUAGCGCAAGGAAAUGGCCGGAACAAACCCCCCUACCGGUCAUCACGUUCACUUCGGAGGAUUGCCGCGGCAUUAUAUAUCCCCAUGAUGACCCGCUGGUACUGGAGCUCGAGAUAGCAAACUUCCCCGUCAAGAGAUGCCUGAUUGAUGGAGGCAGCUCUGCGAACAUCAUAUUUUGGGAAGCUUUCACCCAGCUGAACAUAGAUCACGGAGAGUUAGCAAGGGUGAGCUAUCCCGUUAUCGGAUUCUCUGGGGCCAGCGUCUACCCAGAAGGCAGUAUCCGUUUACCGGUUCAAGUGGGCAGAGGAGUAUCAGCCAGGGACUUAAUGGUCGAUUUUUUGGUGAUAAAAGUACCAGCAGCGUAUAACGUAAUAAUUGGUCGACCAUUUAUUCAUGAUGCACAGGCGGUGGUGUCCACGUAUCAUUUGACCAUGAUAUAUCUCUCAAAUCUGGAAAGAACAGAAAGGGUACAUGGCAGUCAGGAGACUGCCAGAUCAUGUUAUCUGACAGCGAUAAAGGCACCAGGAAGGAUGGUGCCGAAAACCAACCUUGCCCGAGAAGCAAACAUGCCAACCAAAAGAAAGAGAGGGGAUCUGAGCAUGGAAAAUUUUGAUGAAAGGCCUGCUUGCAUCCCAAGGCCGGCUGCAGAUGGAGAAACUCGGGAAAUUGAAUUGGUAGAAGGAGUUCCAGAAAGAACGGUACGAAUAGGUGCCGAUAUGGAGGCAGAUCAGCAGGUCAAUCUUAUCGGCCUAUUACGAGAACAUGCAGAUGUCUUUGCCUUCUCUGCAGAUGAAAUGCCCGGUAUCAGCCCGGACAUUAUAGUGCAUCGUCUGAAUGUGGACAAGUCAGUCAGGCCGGUAAAGCAAAAGAAGAGAAAUUUCUCCAAUGAAAAAAAUGCUGCAAUAAAAGAAGAAGUGGAAAAAUUGCUGGAAGCAGGGUUCAUAGAAGUUUAUGACUACCCCGAAUGGUUGGCCAACGGGGUCAUGGUAAAAAAGUCAAAUGGCAGUUGGCGAAUGUGCGUAGAUUUUACCAACCUGAAUGGGGCAUGCCCCAAGGACUGCUAUCCAUUGCCACGAAUCGAUAGACUAGUAGAUUCAACAAGUGGCCAUGCUCUUUUGAGUUUCCUGGAUGCCUUUUCAGGGUAUCACCAAGUCAGUUUGUGUAAGGCCGAUAGAAAGAAGGCCGCCUUCAUCACAGAUUCAGGGGUAUACAGCUAUAAGGCUAUGCCGUUUCGGCUGAAGAAUGCAGGAGCAACCUACCAGAAGUUGGUGGAUAGGGUAUUUGCUUCCCAGAAAGGGAGGAACAUAGAGGUAUAUGUGGAUGAUUCAAUAGUUAAAAGCCGAUUGGCCAACGACCACAUCGACGACUUGAGAGAAACUUUCGAAACUCUGAGGAGGUUCAGGAUGAAGUUAAACCCCAAGAAAUGUGUAUUCGGGGUCCGAUCGGGAAAGUUCUUGGGUUUCCUAGUAAGCGAAAGGGGAAUCGAUGCCAAUCCAGAUAAGGUAGAAGCAAUUAUGAAUCUACCAGAGCCCGGUUGCAUAAAAGACGUGCAAAAGUUAACAGGAAGAAUGACCGCAUUGACCCGGUUCAUUAGCAAAUCAGCAGAUAGGUCGUUGCCCUUUUUCAACGUGUUAAAGCAAAACAAGAAAUUCAAGUGGGGAGAAACAGAAAAAGCAGCUUUUGAGGCAGUAAAACGGCACCCGCAAGCCUUACCCACAAUAGCCCGACCAGAGGAAGGAGACACGCUGCAGCUAUACAUACCUGCUUCUCAGCACACAGUAGCAGCAGUACUGAUCAUAGAGAAAGAUAAAACAUAG
Molecule: messenger RNA, 3477 nt
Organism: Spinacia oleracea (spinach)
Lineage: Eukaryota; Viridiplantae; Streptophyta; Magnoliopsida; Caryophyllales; Amaranthaceae
Exons: 1
Coding region: 1-3477 (1158 amino acids)
Source: RefSeq, a predicted model, not a curated record